Molecule: messenger RNA, 976 nt
Organism: Nymphaea colorata (pocket water lily)
Lineage: Eukaryota; Viridiplantae; Streptophyta; Magnoliopsida; Nymphaeales; Nymphaeaceae
Product: psbP domain-containing protein 6, chloroplastic
Exons: 3
Coding region: 52-876 (274 amino acids)
Biological process (GO): photosynthesis
Cellular component (GO): photosystem II oxygen evolving complex; photosystem II; extrinsic component of membrane
Molecular function (GO): calcium ion binding
Source: RefSeq, a predicted model, not a curated record
CGAAACCAGCUGCUGCGUGCAAAAUAGACGGGAAAAGAUUUCCUCACGGUCAUGGCGACGGCUUCUGCGGCACCAGUUGUCCCCGCGAUCUCGCCCUCGAAGUCUACGAAAAUUUCAUCCAUGCCACAUUUCUCCUCGCAGCGCGUAGCUCCACUGACGCCCCAAUCCCGCGGGCUGCUCCGCCGGGAGAAUGGGCCGGCGGCAGAGGCGAAGAUCUGCAGGAGGGAGAUCGUGAAGGUGGCGGGGCUCCUCUGGGCGUUGUGGAAGCUUCCGGAAGAGGCGGAGGCGAGGGAAGUGGAGGUCGGGUCCUACUUGCCGCCCUCCUCCACCAACCCUUCCUUCGUUCUCUUCAAAGCGACCACCAAAGACACACCUGCUCUCCGUGCCGGGAAUGUUCAGCCCUACGAGUUCAUCCUGCCACCAACUUGGAAGCAACUGCGAGUGGCAAACAUCUUAUCCGGAAACUACUGCCAGCCCAAGUGUGCAGAGCCAUGGGUGGAGGUCAAGUUUGAAGAUGAGAAGCAGGGCAAGAUUCAGGUGGUGGCCUCACCACUGAUACGCCUCACUAACAAGCCUAAUGCCACCCUUGAAGACAUCGGCAGCCCGGAGAAGCUCAUUGCUUCUCUUGGCCCCUUUGUCACAGGCGACACUUUUGAUCCUGAUGAGCUCGUCGAGAGCUCGGUCGAGCAACGCAAUGGACAAACUUAUUACUCGUUCGUGCUCGAGACGCCCUACGCAUCCACCGGCACUCACAAUCUUGCAAAGGCUACUGCAAGGGGGAACACUGUAGUUCUGUUCGUUGCGAGCGCUAAUGACAAGCAAUGGCCAACAUCCCAGAAAAUUCUCAAAGAGAUUGUAGAUUCCUUCAACGUGUAACUUGUAAACAAGAGAGGGUCAAGAACAAAUUUGCCAUCAGAAUAACAUUGUAAAGUUCCAAAAUUAUCUGGAUAUUCUACUUCCAACAUUAUAUGCUCAA